AUGUCAAGCCAAAUUCAACAACGGGAACUUAAAUUUUUUCAUACAUCAAAACUUAAGAUUUAUCAUAUAACGUGUCAAUUGAUUUCAAAAGAUUUUACUCCCUCGAAUGAUUUCGAUCAUUAUUUUUUUUACCUAAAUUUUGGAGCAAAUUAUUUCGUUACCUGUAAAUUUUAUUCACAACUUUUAACCACCGAUGUAUUAAAUAAUUUAGUUUAUGGCAUAAGAAUUGAUGUAGAAAACGUAAAACGAAAUAAUAAUUCAUUAUCUAUGAAUCAAAAGGAGAAUCUUGAAAAUGAACUCAAGGAAAUUCUACCAUCACGCUUUUAUGGAACGAGAUCAAAUUAUGAUGAAAAUAUGAGUCAAACUUAUGAAGGAGAUAGUGAAUGCUCUGACUGUUUUGAAGAUGACUCAUCAUCUUUUAAUACUGAAGAUGAAAUGAGAUCAAAUUAUGAUGAAAAUAUGAGCCAAACUUAUGACGGAGAUAGUGAAUUCUCUGAAGGUGAUGACUAUUUUGAAAAUGAUUCAUCAUCAUAUAUUACCGAAGAUGAAAUGAGAUCAAAUUUUGAUGAAACCACAAACCAAAUCUUUUAUGGAAAUGAUGAAUGUUCCCCUACUGAAGAAAUGAGAUCUAAUGCUGAUGGAAAUGUCGGAGAUACGAAUCAAAUCUAUGACGGAAAUGACGAAGUUAACUCUUUUGAAUUUAUGAAUUAUUUUCCGUAUCAAGUUGAAAAUAUUCAUAAUGACGCUCUUCCGUAUAUGCUCAUUCAUGGUGAUUUAUUUGAACUUACCCCACAUUCACAUAAUGCAUCACCGCAGCAAGAUAUCAACAGUCCCCAAUACUUUUAA
Messenger RNA from Funneliformis caledonium, 846 nucleotides. Lineage: Eukaryota; Fungi; Glomeromycota; Glomeromycetes; Glomerales; Glomeraceae. The record is from the annotation of a GenBank genome assembly.